Messenger RNA from Solanum dulcamara, 1445 nucleotides. Its product is annotated as F-box/kelch-repeat protein At3g06240-like. The coding region runs from base 103 to 1122 and encodes 339 amino acids. The transcript has 2 exons. NCBI's taxonomy places the organism in Eukaryota, Viridiplantae, Streptophyta, Magnoliopsida, Solanales, Solanaceae. The record is from RefSeq and is a predicted model, not a curated record. Gene Ontology annotation, molecular function: protein binding.
UUAAACCACAAUUCUUUGGCAUGUGAAAUUGUGUUUCUUAGCCAUAUCUUGUAACCUAUAUAUAAUAAUCAGAGCAAAUAGAGAAAAGGAAAAUCUCUAAAGAUGGGGAAAAUGGCUAAACUUUUCAAAUCAAUUAUGACCUUCGACUGUUUUUUUAUUGGAACUUCAUCAAAAAAGAAAGAUUGUUGUGACGAAGAGAUAAAGAUAGAUGAGGUGAAUUCGAAGCCGUCAAAGAAUAUAAUUGAAGAUGUAGAUGGGGUCAUGGAAAUCUACUUCCCAGAAGAAAUAAUUGUGGAAAUCCUCAUAAGGUUACUUGUUCAGUCUCUUCUUCGAUUCAAAUGUGUAUUAAAAUCUUGGAAGAUGUUGAUCACUUCGAAUUACUUUAAGGCAAAACAUUGCAAUCAUGCCAGGAAUAAUAAAAAAAUUCUUAUUUACCGAUGGCUUCGUGAUGGUACGAUUUCAUAUUAUUGUUCUUCUUUAUCAUCGGCUCAACCAGCUGCAUUACAAAAGCUUGGUGCUUGCCCUUCAAAUCAUCACUACGAAAUAUUAUGUUGUUAUGAUGGGUUGUCUCUUCUUUUGAGUCGUGAUGGCUAUUUACUCUGGAACUCAUCAACAAAUGAAUCAAUACAACUUCCUAAUAUUAAACUUCGACACAUAUCCCGUAGCACUUACGAAGAGGCAUCCGUUGGUACUUAUGGAUUGGGAUAUGACUCGAUUACUGAUGACUAUAAGAUUCUUAAGAUUGACAACUUAGCAUCCAAUAAAAUUCUUGCACUAAAGAGUGGUUCUUGGAGAAAUAUUGAUAACAUCUUUUAUAAUUAUACACAUCAUAAGGACACUUUAAUAUUUGUUCGUGGUGCAUUUCAUUGGAUCUGUAGGGAUAUACGUUUACCUAAGUAUUUUAUGUUAUCGUUUAAUAUAUCAAAUGAGGUGUACACAGAGAUAUUGUUGCCAGACGAAAUUUGCAAGAAUAUGCCCUUUAUAAAUCGUGUUGCUUCAGUGAUAGAAGGAAUGCUUUGUGCUUAUUGUACUCGCCUAAAUGAGGGGGUGGCCACUUUUAAGUUAUGGGUAAUGAAAGACUAUGGUAUCAAGGAAUCUUGGACUCUAUUAUAUACUAUAUAAGAGAGAAACAUCCGUUGUUAUUAUUUUAUCAGACCAAAAUAUAUGUUUGCGAAUGGUCAAAUAAUAAUCAUCCACAGAAAUGGUGUUUCUCGUGGGUUUACGAUAUCCAAAGGACUAUUUGAACUAUUUCCUGCAUAUUCUGGCUUACAACAAGGAUUCAUUUAUACGGAAAGUUUGAUUUCUCCCAAAUCACUUAUUUAGUAUUAGCUAGCUUAUGUCUGAUCAAGUCAGUUUUUUUUUUAAUAUAAAAUUUAUCAAGUCGCCAGUUAUGGUUUAUCAAUUUUGUUGGUUUUGCUUAUUUCAAAAUGUGUUGCCAAUGUUAA